This is a messenger RNA of Rotaria sordida, 1677 nucleotides long. The record is from the annotation of a GenBank genome assembly. NCBI's taxonomy places the organism in Eukaryota, Metazoa, Rotifera, Eurotatoria, Philodinida, Philodinidae.
AUGAAUGAGACACAAAUAUUGGAAGAUUCGGUUGCUCAUGAAGAAUCUAUAAAUAUUAAUGGUGAUAUUCAUUUUGACAAUGUCGAAUUUGCUUAUCCAACUCGACCCGAUGUCUUAGUCCUACGAAAUCUCACGCUGACGGCGCGUGUCGGUGAAAUAACAGCUUUAGUCGGUUCAAGUGGUUGUGGCAAGAGCACAUGUAUUUCACUUCUACUUCGUUUUUAUGAACCUUCAUCGGGUCACAUUGCAAUCCAUGAUCGAUCGAUUACCAAUUGUAAUAUCAAACAACUACGACAGAAGAUUGGUGUGGUCAGUCAAGAACCUAUUCUCUUUGCCACAAGUAUCUAUGAAAAUAUUCGCUUUGGUAAGGAAAAUGCAACAAGAAUCGAGAUCGAAGAAGCAGCACGUCAAGCCAAUGCACACGAUUUUAUUAUGCAAUUACCUAAUAAAUAUGAUACAGUUGUCGGUGAACGUGGUGUUCAAUUGAGUGGCGGUGAAAAGCAACGUGUAGCUUUAGCUCGUGCUCUUGUCAAACAGCCAGCCUUACUUUUGUUGGACGAAGCGACCAGUGCUCUUGAUAAUGCCAAUGAAAAGAUCGUCCAAGAAGCACUCGAUCGCGCUUGUAAAGGUCAGCGUGUGGCCCUUAUAGGUGUAUCUGGUAGUGGCAAAUCGACAGUCACUCAGCUCUUAGAACGAUUCUACGAUCCCAUACAAGGUCGAAUUUGUUUCGAUGGUGUUGACAUUCGAAAAUUGAAUAUUCAAUGGCUUCGUUCCUGUCUUGGUCUUGUUAGUCAAGAGCCUAUUUUGUUCGAUAUGACUAUUGCUGAGAACAUAGCAUAUGGUAGAGACAACACUUCGAUUGAAGAUAUUAUCGAUGCGGCUACCAAAGCUAACAUUCAUCAUUUCAUUCAGCAGUUACCUCAAGGUUAUGAGACCAAAGUGGGUAUGAAAGGUGGCCACUUGUCAGGUGGUGAGAAACAACGUAUUGCCAUUGCUCGAGCUCUUCUUCGUCGACCAAAGGUAUUGCUGCUAGACGAAGCAACAAGUGCCAUGGACUCGUACAAUGAACAGAUCGUGCAAGAAGCUCUUGAAAGAGCUCAAGCAGACGAUCCAUCUCGAACUUCACUGAUCAUUGCUCAUCCUCAAGCAGUUGAUAUUGUGCCUCGAAAUAAUCAUCAACGUACUACUCGAAAGUUAUCAUCAAAAAUAAAAAAUAGUAUAAUUUUAUUUUAUAGUCGAGAUGAUAUUUCAUAUCAAAUGCCUGGAAAGCGUGAUACUAUUGUCGUCAAUGAUAAUGGAAAUAAAAUAACAUAUCAAAAAAAAAUUCUUCUUUAUACUAUUCGAGAAGCAUACGAACUUUUCCUUGCUGCGAAUCCAGGUAUUUCUGUGAGUCAAACGGCUUUUGCUGAAAUACGUCCUAAACAUAUUUCAGUAAAAUCGUCUAUGGCGCAUCGUGUAUGCAUUUCCAUAUAUCAUGAAAACGUGAAUUUACUUUUAAAUAGUUUAUCUAAACAUGUCAAUGGAUCAUUUUGUUCAAAUUUAUAUUCAUUUACAUCGGCUCUUGUUUGUGAUGAGUCAAAUUAUGAUUUUAUGUCAUCUAAUUGUUUUACUUGUGAAAAUUAUUUCGAUUUAAAUAUUAAAAAUAAUGUUAUUGAUAGACAUAUUCAAAUAAAAUGA